GUCAUCAAACACCGGAAUAACUUUUGUUUGGCCAUCUGUGUUAUGGGGUUUUGUAACCCGAGUUAACUCCUGCCGCUCUGGACCCGAACUCUCUGGAUCGGACCGGAGAGCUAAGUUCUAAAGAUGUCCCGGGUUCUGAUCGUUGGAGCGGGCCUCACGGGUAGCUUGUGCGCAUGUCUGCUGAGGAGAGCGCUACAGAGCAAAGUUCAGGUGGUGGUGUGGGACAAGGCGAGGGGUGCAGGGGGCAGGAUGUCCACCAGCCGUCCUCCAGAGCCUACGUCUCAUUCUGCUGACCUCGGAGCGCAGUACAUCACAGCCACUCCUGCCUACGCUCAGUCCCACAGCAAUUUCUAUGCAGAGCUGCUGUCAGCCGGCCUGCUUCAGCCACUCGACUGUCACAUCGAAGGUCUGCAGCACAAAGAGGGAAACAAAGACUACGUGACGCCCCUGGGCACGAGCAGUGUGGUCAAACACUUCCUGUCCGAGUCAGGAGCUGAUUUGUUCCUGGAAUACCAUGUGACUGGCCUGUACUGCCGUGGAGCAUCAUGGGAGGUGGAGAGGAGGGGAGGCAGCGAGACGUUUGACGCCGUUGUCCUGACGAUGCCGGUCCCUCAGAUCCUGCAGCUGCAGGGAGACCUGGGAAACUUACUAUCCGUCAAGCAGAGGGAGGAGCUGGAGGGCGUCAGGUACUCAUCCCGCUUUGCUGUUGCACUCUACUUCCCUCCUGACGUUGUCUUCAGUUUUACCUGGGGGGCACGCUACGUCACCGACAGCCACUGCAUCCGCUACAUCGCCGUGGACAACAAGAAACGCAGCACAGAUGCUCCAGGUCUGGGUCCAUCCCUUGUCGUCCACACCAGUGUGCCGUUUGGUCUGAAGCACCUGGAGAAUGACAAGGAUACCAUCCAGCCAAUCAUCUUGCAGGAGCUCCACAGGCUUCUCCCUGACCUACCUCAGCCAAGCAGCAUCAAGUUUCAGAAGUGGAGGUACUCCCAGGUGCUGACCUCAGUCCCCAACUGUCCAGGUCACAUGACUAUCCUGGAGCAGCCGCCGCUCAUCUGUGGCGGCGACGCCUUCACCCACUCAAACUUUGACGGCUGUGUGGAAUCGGCACUCAGUGUGCUCAAAGCUCUUAAGGGCUCACUGGAUGUCCAGCAGAACACUUGAGACACACCUGCUCAAUGACUGGCAUUAUUGACCCAAUCGAAUCAUGAAGUGAUUAAAAAAAAAGAUCAGGAUCAAAUGUUUGUCGGUUUUUCUCAGAAUAAAUGUUGGAGGUUAAAAAUGA
This is a messenger RNA of Fundulus heteroclitus (mummichog), 1288 nucleotides long. It is a transcript of the gene rnls, whose product is annotated as renalase, FAD-dependent amine oxidase. Lineage: Eukaryota; Metazoa; Chordata; Actinopteri; Cyprinodontiformes; Fundulidae. The coding region runs from base 124 to 1167 and encodes 347 amino acids. The transcript is spliced from 7 exons. The record is from RefSeq and is a predicted model, not a curated record. Gene Ontology annotation, cellular component: extracellular region. Gene Ontology annotation, molecular function: oxidoreductase activity, acting on NAD(P)H.